GCUUGCCCUUACUGCCGUAAUGGCGACUGCUGGGACGGCGGACCCUGGACCCACAGCCCCGACAGGGACCAGCAGCCUCCGAAAAAUGGCCUCUACAGAGGUGCCUGGCUCUUCUAGCACAACCCAGAGUAUGAAGAAGACCAUUGGACACCGGGGCGUCGAGACCUCCACAGGAGAGACCACCUAUAAAAAGACCACGUCAUCUGCCCUGAAAGGUGCAAUCCAACUGGGUAUUGCUCACACUAUUGGAAGUUUAAGUCAAAAAGCAGAGAGGGAUGUUCUAAUGCAGGACUUUGUGGUGGUCGAAAGCAUCUUUUUCCCCAGUGAAGGCAGUAACCUGACACCCGCUCAUCACUACAGUGACUUUCGCUUUAAGACCUACGCUCCUAUUGCCUUUCGUUACUUCAGAGAACUGUUUGGCAUUCGGCCAGAUGACUAUCUGUAUUCUCUGUGUAACGAGCCACUGAUCGAGCUGUCUAAUCCCGGAGCCAGUGGAUCAAUCUUCUACGUCUCUAGUGAUGAUGAGUUCAUCAUCAAGGCCGUUCAGCACAAAGAGGCUGAGUUCCUCCAGAAACUCCUGCCGGGAUACUUCAUGAAUAUAAACCAAAACAAGCGCACCCUGCUGCCCAAGUUCUAUGGACUGUACUGCGUUCAGCGCGGGGGCAAGAACAUCCGUAUGGUAGUGAUGAACAAUCUUCUCCCUCGGAUAAUUCCCAUGCACCUCAAAUACGACAUGAAGGGCUCCACCUACAAGAGACGAGCCUCUCCUAAAGAGAGAGAAAAGGCUGUUCCCACUUACAAAGACUUGGACUUCAUCGAGGACUUGCCCGACGGUCUGCUGCUGGAAUCUGACAACUACAAUGCUCUGUGCAAGACUAUACAGAGGGACUGCUUGCUAUUACAGAGUUUCAAGAUCAUGGAUUACAGUCUGCUGGUGGGCAUCCACAACAUGGACCAGGCCAGUCGGGAGCGAGAGCGCAGUGGGGGCUAUUCGGGGGACAGCGGUGGGUCAGAGGGAGCUGUGACUCCAGACCAGCGCCGGCCGCAAGCCCAGAAGAGUCUGUACUGUACAGCCAUGGAGUCCAUCCAGGGGGAGGCUCGAGGGAAGGGAGCUUUAGAUUCAGAAGACCACAUGGGUGGUAUUCCAGCUCGUAACAAUAAAGGAGAGAGGUUGCUGAUCUACAUCGGCGUCAUCGACAUUCUCCAGUCCUACAGGUUCAUUAAGAGGUUGGAACACUCCUGGAAGGCUUUGGUCCAUGACGGGGACACAGUUUCAGUUCACAGACCUGGCUUCUAUGCAGAGCGUUUCCAGCAGUUCAUGUGCAGCACAGUAUUUAAGAAAAUUCCACUAAAACCAUCCCCAUCUAAGAAGAGUCGUAGUGGAGGUCAGGGAGGUCUUAGGAGGGCCCCCACCCUCGGAGGUCCCACCCCGCUCUCCAGCGCAGCAGGGCAGAUAUCUCUCGACUCCAGACUGAUGUACCACAGCCACUUCAAAAGCACAGAGUCAGAAGCCGACAGUGGCGUGCUGUCGGGCAGAUCUGAUCUCGUUCUGAGGAGCCCUCCACUAGACAACCCUGCUGACAGUGAGGCCAACCUCUCCACCUCAUCACUAGGCAGCACAGGAGUCGCCUCCACCUCUCCUCCCCUGCGCUCUGUUGGAGUGGACGUGCACAAAUCCGCAAACACUGACCACGACCGGGGUGAUAACCACAGUUUUGGCGAAGAAGAGGCUGCAGAUAAUUCCCGCAACCUCUCUGGAAAUGAAGAUGUAGUUUCACUAUCAGACAUCAUCCCAGAGACAAACAUCUGUUUUUAAAAAAAUCGACACGGUGCAAUCCUAGAAUGAGGCGUUUCUGGCCUGGUCAGAGGUGGAAGUAAGGAUGAAGAGAACAAGCAUCCAAAGCAGACCCUCCGUUGCACCUGCGAUGUUGUCUCACCCUAUACGUACAGUAUAUGCAGGGGUCAUUGGAUGAUGCUUGGAGGUGCAGCGGAGGUCACAGCGGUGUUUAAAGCAAGGACUGGAACAAUAAGGAGCCAGUGUGCGGUAGGGCCUGAGACUUUCCCCGCCACCAACAAAGUCGCUGUGUGUACACUAUUUCCACACCUGCCACAAAGCCCCAUUGCCUUUAUUAACACCUUGGGGACAAAAUAAAGGACCCUGAAUUGGAAGCUUAUGAAUAGCUUUGGCAGGGGUUCUCCUUCAUCUUUGCAACAUGACAGUCUGCUGCAAGGUAAACAUAGAAUCAAAAUAAUUACUUGUAUAUAAUGAAAAAGCCCCCUUGUCACCAGUGGAUGGUGAAGACAGUCAAAUUCUCCAGAAGAGUCUUGUUUGUGCCCAUUUUUCACAGCAAGAAGAGACGUGAGUGGGCACAGACAGCCUUUCAGCAGGAAUACACACACUUAAAGAGCACAUGGAGGGCAUAGCCUGCGUUUAUAGGAGCGAGUAUUUUCCUGUCUAAAUGGGUUCACAUUUCUGCGGCUCACACUCACAUCAGCGCAUGUCCAUAACCCCUCGGCAUGCCUCAUGUUCAGGGGGGAAAUCUGGGCUAUCAGUGGUCAUUGUUCGAAUCAACACUUGCUGCUGUCAACUCUGCAAUCAAGUAUGCAUUUCAGUUUUUUUCCUGGUUGUGGAUGGACAGUAUUUGUUUGAAGUCAGACUUUUGAAACGCUGAAGGAAUGGGUUGAACCAGAUCCCUACGGUAAUAUAGUUUCACGGUUUGUGAUCAGAUAUUCUGCUGGAAGCCACGGUGGUGCUGCAAAGGUCCAACCAGAUCUUGCCGUUGCUGAAUGUACAUUAACGUUUUUUUUUCUUUUUCUAAUUUCAUAGAAUGUGUCUUAACAUGGCAGAUCACAUAAUUACAACCCUGAAAAUCUCCCCCUCUGAUGUGACCAUAUGUGCUGGAGUAUAAAUGAACACGGAAAGAUGAGGUGUCGACAGCGCUGCUGAACAGUAGAUCCUGUCAUAUGGUAUAAAGUUAAUAGAACAGUAAUAUCCAAGCUUCUAUCUGUCAUGUGUGUGCCUUUACAUGUUUGCUCCGCCCCUAACGUGAUGUAUAACUGACAUUUUCAAAGGUUCGUGUCGUAGUUGUUCAGAGAAACCUGCCUUAUCACUACAGCUGACGUCAUCAAACUGCCAUUUGUAUGUCUGGACCAACUCAUCAGUUGUCAGGGUUUAAAAGGAAUUUCCUAUUUUAAUGCAAACACUAGUACAAUCCCUUUCGGUCACAUCCAUGUUGAGUGUUCAGUCACUCUUCUGGCAUCAGACAGAACAGAUCUGGGUCUAAUUCAUUUCUGCUGGUUACAGAAAUGACACACGGCCGCAUCCACUCUCGGACCAAUAUUACCAAUCAUGUGUAAAACUGUUUUUUUGUAGGUGGUCUUACUCAACCUUUAACUUGGGAGUUCAUAAUUCAGCGGGAUUUUCAUAAAGUAUCUAUCUUAUUGUUUAGAGCACUAAACAAGCCCCAGAUGUUGCUGAAAACUUUGUACCCCAGAAGUAAUUUCCGAUUCAAAUAUUUGAAUCGUAGCAGAACUCAAGAUCUUAGACAUGGUCUAAUUUUAUGAAUUUAUCUUCAUGUCCGUUAAGCACAUGCAGCAGAGAGGGAGGAAAUGUGAGUUAUGAAUAUAGAAAGAAGGAAAAUGACUCAUUGAUGCACAGUUGAGGAUUCAGAAGACUUUUGUAUUAAGAGCCAGCCACGGCACCAAAGAAAAGAGUAGGGAGUUCCUGUGAAUGUUCAGGAUCCAGUACAGAUGACAAAGAAGAAAUAAGACACUCCUGAACUGAUUUGUUUUAUAUGGUAAUAACACUGGGUUGACCUGUGUUUUGAAUCUAUUAUUAAACUGGAUGCGUGUUUUUAUUUUUAUUUACAUUUUUUGGUCAAUGAUUUUAUGUCUGAUAGGCUGUUUCUGAUAUAAACCUGGACCCAGAAGAUUUAUUUUUUUUUCUCAAAAAACGAAUUUAACCUUGGCCUGAAACAUUUCAAGAGAUAUCUCCACAUUCCUGUGAAAUCCUGUGAGAAGUUCAAUUUGCUGCAGUCGUGGUAGCUCUUAGAACCCAUUAUUUACCACCCUUUGUAUAGUUAGGCGAAUGUACUUGAAAUUUAUUAGUUCUGAUAUUAUGCCGAAAUGUAAAAUGCUGGUUU
Limanda limanda (common dab) is the source of this 4142-nucleotide messenger RNA. RefSeq names its product phosphatidylinositol 4-phosphate 5-kinase type-1 alpha-like. The transcript is spliced from 16 exons. NCBI's taxonomy places the organism in Eukaryota, Metazoa, Chordata, Actinopteri, Pleuronectiformes, Pleuronectidae. Bases 20 to 1816 code for a protein of 598 amino acids. Gene Ontology annotation, molecular function: phosphatidylinositol kinase activity. Gene Ontology annotation, biological process: phosphatidylinositol metabolic process. The record is from RefSeq and is a predicted model, not a curated record.